This is a messenger RNA of Westerdykella ornata, 492 nucleotides long. RefSeq lists its product as uncharacterized. NCBI's taxonomy places the organism in Eukaryota, Fungi, Ascomycota, Dothideomycetes, Pleosporales, Sporormiaceae. The transcript has a single exon. The record is from RefSeq and is a predicted model, not a curated record. The coding region runs from base 1 to 492 and encodes 163 amino acids.
AUGCCUCCGCCUCCAGAGCCGUCCCGCAAACAUCCUCGAUCAAGCGCUACCCCGGGCCCUUCCGCUAAGCGUCAAAAGCGUCAAGAUGGGGCUAGACGAGGUUCUCAGACAUCGGUGGCGGCGCAAGCUACAGAGGGACAUAUAGAAGAGAUCGAUCUCUCCGACGAUAAAGUGGACAUCCAACAAAUUCUACAGAAACAACGUGUGGACGCGGUAAAGGCGCAACAGAAGCCCGAGGAGAUCAAAUUCGGAACCUCCAGCUGCGUAAUCUGCAUGGACACUCCCACGGAUAUCACAGCUACCUCAUGCGGACACCUGUUCUGCCACUCAUGCCUGAUGGAGGCGCUCAUAGCUGGAGAGAGUCGCACGGAUCGUGGCGAGCAGAGGCGAUCUCAAUGCCCGGUGUGCAGAAAGCACAUCAAUCGGACGAAGCCAGGUGAUACCAUCUUCCUCAACUUCUGGAAGCUACCCAAGAAGUCGGAUAAGGCAUGA